AUGGUAGCCCAUGUUAUGUGUUUAACCUCUACUGGAGGAAUUCCUUUAUUUUCUCGUCAAAAAGGAGAAGGAGAUACGAUGACAUUUUCAAAAAUAGCAUCUCUAUAUGGGAUACAUAUGUUUCUUAAAUCACAAAACAUUAAACUUUUAAAUACAAAUUUACCCGAUACUAUGAUAAUGUGGAAAGAGUUUGAGCAAAGUAUUACAUUAAUAGUUAUUGCAAGUGGAACUACUAAAUCUGUAUUGGAAAAAUUUCUUAAUGCUGUUUUCGGUGCAAUGAUUUUAUUUGUUGGUAUUGAAGAAUUAAAAAGUACAAAAAAUAUUGAAAAAUUAAAAAAAGAUAUCCGUUUAUGUAAUCCAAUUGUUGAUAGUUUAUUGGAAUGUCUUGAUGUUGGUGAUGGAAUUUGUUCAAAAACUGAUAUUAUCAAUAUGACAGAAUGUAUAAUGUGUCAAGAAAAUAAUUUAUUUCAGACAUGCUUAGAGGGUUAUAUGGAAUGUCUGGAUUCUAUAUAUGGAUGCAUUUUAAUACAUGGAUGUUUAGCAGUAGCUACAGAAGGGUGGUGGAAUUUAAAUCCUAUUGAAAGAAAAUUAUUAAUUACAAUUGUAAAUACAGAGGAUACUUAUACCACACGAGACAUUCCAGUAUUUUUACCUUAUAAAAGUCCAAAUGUAGCUUUUAGAUUAGUAUCCAUUACAUUAGUCAAUCAAGUUGAAGUAUUAGCCUUAUGUGGACCAAAUCCAGAUUUAUCAGAGAUUGAAAAACUUGCUGUACAAUGUUGGAAGAAUAGUAUUGAUGCUUUACGCAAUGCAGAACAAUGCUAUCCACGAAAUUUACCUUUAUCUAUAAAUUUAGAUACAGAAACGCUUGGAUUUCUUUUAACAAAUUAUAAAGCACAAAAAUUUAUUCUUGGUAAAAAUAUGCAAUAUGCAAAGAACAGAGUCAGUUCUCACAGAUUGGAUAUAUUAAGAACAUUUUAUCAUCAAGCUGUUGAAACUUAUAUAUUAUCUUCAGAAUCUGAAUAUAACUCAUCAAAUGAUAAUUGGAAAUUUGUGGGUGCAAAAGAAACUUAUUUAUGUUCAGAAUAUCAUAAGUGCUAUGCAGUUAAAGAUGGUGAUCAUAUACUUUGUAUUUUAUGUACCUCUACAGUUCCUACUCAUACAGUAAGAAUGAUUUGUCAAAAAAUGUUAAAAGCAUUACUUAUUGAUAAACAAGGAUGUUGGUAAAAA
Messenger RNA from Apis florea (little honeybee), 1227 nucleotides. It is a transcript of the gene fy, whose product is annotated as fuzzy planar cell polarity protein-like protein. Lineage: Eukaryota; Metazoa; Arthropoda; Insecta; Hymenoptera; Apidae. The record is from RefSeq and is a predicted model, not a curated record. Gene Ontology annotation, biological process: non-motile cilium assembly; vesicle-mediated transport.